Messenger RNA from Nerophis lumbriciformis (worm pipefish), 1017 nucleotides. The record is from RefSeq and is a predicted model, not a curated record. Lineage: Eukaryota; Metazoa; Chordata; Actinopteri; Syngnathiformes; Syngnathidae.
AUGUCUUCGACAUUAUUCUACAACCAGGACAGUGUUAUGCGCCUCAAGAAAAGGAAAGCCCGGUUUACUUUCAGUGAGGUUCACAUACUUUUGGAUGAAGUGAGGAAACAUCGCUCAGUGGUUGUAGGAAAAUUCAACCGCGGUGUCGGAACAGACUUGAAAAAGCGCACAUGGGCUGAAAUUGCAGCCCGAGUCAACGAGAUCGGCGAGUGCCAGCGAGAGGUCAUUGAGGUUGUUAAGAAAUGGUCGGACCUGAAGUGUGACACCAAGCGGAAAGUUGCUGCCAUGCGGUCGGGCAAAGUGCCAAAUCGGGGCAUGAACUCCCGUCUUUCUAAAGACCUUACUCAAACAGAGAAAGUAGUGCUUCAGAUUCUGGAGAUGGACCAAGAAGACCAGAUUAGCAGUGACUUAGGCCCCCUUUGUGAUGAUGAUGAUGAAGAACUGGAGGAGGACGACAUGGUCGGAAUGCAAAGUUCACCCAACGGUGCUGACGAGUUGUCUAUGCCUCCUUCAACGUCGUACACUUCAAGUGGAUUUGCACAAUCAGGGGACUCAUCGCAGACAGCCUUUGAUAUGCAGUUUGAAAUACCUGCUUCAGAAGAUUGGGACGAGGACCGUCAAGAUGACGCGCUGCCGUCAAGCCGGUCUACUAAACUCCGAGGGAGUUACCAAGGAAACAACGGCCUCCCGAAACAAGAGCAACCUCAUACUUCUUCUGGCGCUUCAACCUCAGCCUCACUUCCAAUCACUGGUCAGCCAACCGACGUGAGAGAAAGCAUGCUCCACAAUGCGUCACUCAGCCUCCACGAACAGCACGCCACCAACGUCCUGCUUGAAACGGUUUCCCGUUCCCUGGAGCUUUUGUCUGAGUCGGUGCAGCAGCUGGCAGAGACUCAGCAGGAGUUUGUGCGAGAGUCCCUGCAGCUCCAACGAGAAACGGUCCAAGUUCUGAGAGACUUUACGGGCGGCGCCAUCACUUUCAUGCAUGACAAACUGAAUGGACGGCCUGCGUUAUAG